Molecule: messenger RNA, 1812 nt
Organism: Lepus europaeus (European hare)
Lineage: Eukaryota; Metazoa; Chordata; Mammalia; Lagomorpha; Leporidae
Gene: MSMO1
Product: methylsterol monooxygenase 1
Exons: 6
Coding region: 134-1012 (292 amino acids)
Biological process (GO): sterol biosynthetic process
Molecular function (GO): C-4 methylsterol oxidase activity; iron ion binding
Source: RefSeq, a predicted model, not a curated record
CUCCAGGCCCCACCCCCCGGUGCGGGAGAGGUGGUUUCCGAGGCCGCUGCACCUGGCUAAAUCCGGGGGACGGGGGCGCGCAGUCACCUCGCGGCCGUCCAGGCUUAUAAGGCUGCCUGCAGAGGUUUGGAAAAUGGCAACAAAUGAAAGUGUUAGCAUCUUUAGCUCAGCGUCCUUGGCUGUGGAAUAUGUAGAUUCUCUUUUACCGGAGAAUCCUCUGCAAGAACCAUUUAAGAAUGCUUGGAACUAUAUGUUGGAUAAUUAUACGAAGUUUCAGAUUGCAACAUGGGGAUCCCUUGUAGUUCAUGAAUUGCUUUAUUUCUUGUUCUGUUUACCUGGAUUUUUAUUUCAAUUUAUACCUUUUAUGAAAAAGUACAAAAUUCAGAAGGAUAAACCAGAAACAUUUGAAAACCAGUGGAAAUGUUUUAAAGUACUUCUCUUUAACCACUUUUUUAUCCAGCUGCCAUUGAUUUGUGGAACCUAUUAUUUUACAGAAUUUUUUAACAUUCCUUAUGAUUGGGAAAGAAUGCCAAGAUGGUACUGGAUUUUGGCACGAUGCUUUGGCUGUGCAGUCAUUGAGGACACCUGGCACUAUUUCCUGCAUAGACUCUUACACCACAAGAGAAUAUAUAAAUAUAUUCACAAAAUUCAUCAUGAGUUUCAGGCUCCAUUUGGAAUGGAAGCUGAAUAUGCACACCCUUUGGAAACCCUAAUUCUUGGAACUGGAUUUUUCAUUGGAAUCUUGCUUUUGUGUGAUCAUGUAAUUCUUCUUUGGGCGUGGGUGACUGUUCGUUUGAUAGAAACCAUUGAUGUCCAUAGUGGUUACGAUAUUCCGCUCAACCCUUUGAAUUUCAUCCCCUUCUACGCGGGUUCUCGGCAUCAUGAUUUCCACCACAUGAACUUCAUCGGAAACUACGCUUCCACAUUCACGUGGUGGGACAGGAUUUUUGGGACGGACUGUCAGUUCCAUGCCUAUUACGAAAAGAAGAAGCUGGAGAAAAAAACUGAAUGAGCAUCUCCUGUAAAUCUUCUGAACAGCAUAUUUUCCCGAAUGAAACUAGUGGCUAACAUCGCUUCUAGGGAGCAGAAACAAGUAUGUGUCUUGGCUGCUACAUGACAGAAAGAACAUUAACCACCUUUAAUCAUCUUCCUUAGCGGGACCUUUUUCUACUUUACAUACAAGUCUGUAUACGCCGAAAUAGACACGUAUCUAUUUAAGUAGUCUUCGCAAGAAGUUUUAAAGGCCUCUUUGCUAGCCUCACUGAAAGGUCGUACGUAACAGCAAAAGUAUUAACCCGAGUCUUGCCCCAGCAAUACCGUAGGCCUGAAGUCAACACUGGUCUUUAAAUCUUUUAGAUACACACUGGUAAUUUUCAGAAAAUCCUGGAGAGUGGGGUUGGCCUUGUAUUCAGCUUUUUUAGAAUUUGCCUGAGGAGCAGAAUGCCAUGGCUUGGACCACAGUGGUUGAAGGAGUUGAGUGACUGAAGCUGCCAGGCGAGAGCCUCGCGCCUGCUUGGGGUGACCACUCUGGGGUGACUUCCUCUGAAGAGCCACGUGUGACUGAAACGUGCUACUGGCAUCUGGAAAUUAAGGCAGUUCUGAAUUGAUGUAAAUGGAAUAUUUUAGUCUAAAGGUUUUCCAAAGUACUUGAAUUUUUUUAAAAAUUGAGGAGCUUUAUUUCCACUAUAUACCCUUUCGUUUUGGUAUAUCAGGUUUUCAAUAUACUUAAAGCUGUAUCUUGAAACUUUGUGAAUUGACUUGCUGUAUUUGCACUUUGAGCUAUUGAAAUAAAUGUGAUUUUUUGUCUGAGUA